Molecule: messenger RNA, 2258 nt
Organism: Racocetra fulgida
Lineage: Eukaryota; Fungi; Glomeromycota; Glomeromycetes; Diversisporales; Gigasporaceae
Source: the annotation of a GenBank genome assembly
AUGAAUCAAAUUGUAGACGAAAUUAAAAAAGGUUACCUGAAAGAGUUUGAUUACAAUGAAUUUCAUGUUUUAGAAAAUGUUUCCGAUGGCUCAAGCGAGGUCAAGCAUGCUCAUAUAAAAACUAAUAGUAAACACGUUGUCCUUAAAUUUUUAAAACAAUAUCAAAAUGAAAAUGAAUAUUACAACAAAUUUGACAGAGAAAUCAAAGAAUUAGGUUUUGAUUAUGGGAUUUUUAUUAAUGGUAAAAAGCUUGGAUUUCUUGCUUCCCAUAUUUUAAUAAAUGAUGAUGUAAUUUCAAUGGGGCGUAGCGAAUUUCAAUACCUUCCCACUGGAGAAUAUAAAAGCCGAAUGGAUCAACCUCUGUCAAUCUAUAAUAAGGCUUAUUUCUUGAAAAAAUUGGAAAGUGAAUUCAAGGGAGCAAAAAAAAAUAAAUAUGAUUUGAGCUUAUUGUUUUUUGAUUUGGAUCAUUUUAAAAGUAUCAAUGAUCAAAAUAAUCAUAUAAUUGGAGAUUACGUUUUAAAAGAGUUGGCUAAUUUGAUUCGAAAUAAUCAUAUCCGUUCUGAGGAUAUUUUUGCAAGAUAUGGUGGAGACGAGUUUGCUAUUCUUCUCAAGGGCACUAAUAUAAAUUUAGCCUCUAAAAUUGCUGAAGAAAUUCGAGGAUCUGUUGAAGUCCAUUCUUUUACUUGUAACAAAACCAAAUUAUCAAUUACACUUAGCAUUGGAGUUUCUGAAAUGAAUUCGUCCGUAGAAACUGGUGACGAUUUACUUCUCCAUGCUGACAAUGCAUCAAAGAAGGCUAAGGAGUACGGCCGCAAUCGAGUAGAAGUAUGGAAAUCGUUUUCUUCCCUUUCAUCAACAAUUAAUGAUUCCUUUUUUUCAACAAUGGAUUCUUCUUUUUCUCAGGCAAUGGACGACGAAAUUGGCAUCACAGUAAUUAAAUUAGAUUCAGAAAAUAAAAAGACAGAAUGUUAUAUGUAUUUUCCUAGAAAGGAAACUCUUAAUUUUAUUCGAACUAAACUCGAAGAAUAUGAUGAUUUUUAUAUUGGAACUAAUUGUCAUUUUAUAAAAAAUAAGGCUCCAGUUUUACGGAAAGAUGAGUCAAAACUGAAUUUUUUGCGAAUCAUCGAAACACGUGAUAAUAACAAUUUUUUGUAUAUUAAAGAAAAAGCAGAAUUCGAUAGGUUACUGUUAAAAGGCGAGAAAGGUUUCAAAUUUUGUAAAGAUGGUUCUAUUGAAAAUGCUAGAGAUAAAGCUUUUAAGAUCGACAUCAACAAAAUUGAAUUUUCGGAUCCAAGAUAUGACUUUGAAGACCUACCAUACGAAUGCAAUCAUGCACCUAAUGCUAAUUGUAAACGCAGUGUUAUAAUUGAUGGGAAAUUUUCGGACGCUUUAGAAUGGUUUUGUAAUUCGCUUAAAUUAUCACGAAUAAACAUUAAACCACCUACUGUGCAUUUACGUGAAUGGAGACCACAAAAGGAAAUCACAAUUUUAGACAUUAGUGCAACUAAUAAAUUUAUUGAAGAUGUCAAGGAUGCAAUAAAUAAUAAUAAAGACAAUGAAGAUAUAAUAAAGCAACUCCGUAAUGUGUCGGAAAAAUAUGGACAUUUUUAUGCUCAUCGUCUUAUUUUAGGAGGGGCUAUAGUUAAAAACAAAUCAGUUAUUUCUACCUCUGUUAUCGGCGGGAACAAAUACAAAUACUUCAAUGAAAAUAUAAAUCCUUGGGACGAAUCUCUCGGCAAUGCAUCUACUUGGAAAAUAAUUGGUUAUGACAAAAUUUAUUCAUUGUUUGAAUUAUUGGAUGAGGAUUUACAAAAAGAAGUUUUGAGUGCUUUGGGACACCGAAUUUUAAAAGCUGGUACUAAAGAUAUCAAUUUUGAUUUAAGAAAUUCUACGAAUUCAAUACCACCAUACAUUCAUAAUUUGUCUUCGCGCAUAAAGGAAAUUGGAAAUAUACAUAAUUACCAAAUUUUCGCGUCAAUAAUGAGCAAAAGUGAUAAAAAUUUGUUUUCUGCUCAUGUAGAUUAUUUGAACAAAGAUAAAAAUACACCCGUAAUUGUUGUUCACAAUAUUAAAAGGGAAAAUUCCAAAGCGGAUUCUCAUUCAAGUUCUAUGGGUAAUAUUGAUUUCAUGAGGAAAGAAAAUCCUCAAUUAAGCACUGCAAGCAUUGUGGAAUCAACAGAAAAUAUCUCGUAUGACUUAAAAUAUGAUCCGAAGACAACAGAAAUUAUCGUUGGUACACAUUUCUCAACUUAUAAGGA